AGCAGUAUGGCGGAGUUCACUGGACGACGAGUUAAGAUUCUGCUAGAGAAUGGCACAGAUUAUGAAGGGUUCGUGCAUUCAAUGGACCAAUCAGUUGGCAAGCUUACUCUUGAGAAAGUGACCAUUCCAUCAACAGGAAAGAAGUUCCAGGGUCUCAAACAUUUCUUCAGGGAUGAUUUAGUGUCAGUUGAUGUUCUGGAAGAGCAAAUAAAGUCAAAGAAGGAGGAGAAGAAAGACUUCAUGGUUACCGACAGAAGGGAGUCUGGUCCUCGUAUGAUGUUCUCCAAGUACACCCCUGUCCACUUGGACAGACUGCGGUCGUUUGACUCCAAAGAUAAGCAACUGAAGAGGAUAUCGUCAAAAGAAGAUCUAAAAUCAGAUUCGGAGCAAACGGUGAAGUUGGAAUCCAAGAGCUCCGACAAUGAUUCCAGUGACCAGGAUGAUAGAAAUUCAGACGAUUUGUUUGUGGUCAUCAGUAAGGUUGGCAGGAAGUUUGAUAAAGUGUUGAGAGAGAUUUACACGCAGAAGAUAAUAGGAGUUGCAUUGGAGGGCGUGUGUAUUGGAAGAUCAGGAACCCUCUGUUGGCUAAAUAUCGUCAUACGCCAACGUGUCUUUCUGUUUGAUGUACUGAGUAUGGGAAAGGAGUGCUUCGAGGAAGGCUUGAAGGACCUGUUAGAAGAUGGUAGUGUUCUGAAGGUGAUGCACGAUUGUCGAUUGGCGUCGGAUCUCCUACACCACCAGUUUGGAGUUAAUCUUCGUAACAUGUUUGAUACACAGGUGGCAAAUGCGUUCGUGUACCGUACAUUCCGAGGGCAUGGAAACUGGCCACGGUAUGUUGAGGGUCUGCAGGCUUCCCUGUUUGACCACCUUGACCUGCCACAGGAGCAGAUACAGCUUAUGAAAGUCCGUGCAGCCCUCAAAAAGGAAGACCAGCAGGUGUGGAUGGAAAGGCCAGCAGGGCGCCCUCUAUUGGAGGCCGCCUGUAAAAAUGUGAUGCAUCUACUUGACCUUCGACUUAUCCUUAUGGAGAAAAUGAUGGCAGAGUUUGUUGCUGGGGUCGACGUCUAUCUCGCGCACACUCGUGAUGCCAAUAACGAGGAGGCAAAGAAACACCAGUCGUCCGGUUACCUCCUACCCACGGCCUUUAAAGAUCUAGAUCGUAUCACUUCCCGCAAUUAUGGAAAUUAUUGGAGGUGUACCCAGAAGGACACGAACGGUUUUAACGAGAACUGUGAGGGCCUGGCUGACCCAGAUGUUAUUCACAGCCGCGAUUCUCUCUGGCACAUGGGUUCCAAGGAUAAUCCAGGCAACUCAAGAUUCCGAGGCACUAUGUACAUGAAGAAGUUUGAAAACUUGAGGAGAAUGAAUUCCCUUGAGGACAAAACGGCCCAGUCUGAUGAAACAGGACAAUCUGGCAAGCUGCAACAGCCGUCGGAUGAAGCCCCAAAAAAGAGGAAAGCUCCAGGCCCGAUAUUAUACAGUAGUCACAGCUCCACAAAUACAGACAGUCAAUCAGAGACAGAGUCCUCAAAAAUACCAGAAAACACAACAAACUGUUCAGCACUAAACCCAGCUACAUGUAGUGACGUGAACCAGUCCACGACUGGUAAGCUAAUCCGAUCCUUAGCUAACAAGAACGGAGAUAUCUCGGAGUGUGAUUCACUGGAGGGCUUUUCCAUACGUCCUGCAGGUGUUCUGGAGAGAUACAAUGUGGACCGUAGGAAAAAAUAUAAAAAUCAAGAAGUGAGAUCUACAUCGUAUUAUGCAGGACCACCAGACCACAGGGAGAACCCAGCACACGGUGGUUAUCAUUCAGAGAAAGAGAAUAUGUUAAGCAAGGGUUCCCCGCCGCAAUCUUUGCCAGAACUGACUGUGUCGCCUCAAUUAGAAACUAGAGCUAGCCUUACAUAUUGUAACACAGAGUUUACUGACCACCAAGGACAUGAAACAGUGUCUCCGCAGACCACUCCAGUAAAGAAAUCUCCUGACACGAAGAAGGUCUCCCCUCUCAAGGCCUUACAAAACAGUCUAGAUUCGUCUAACAGCAGACUAGAAAAAAUGAAGUUGAUGUGUAAUGCUUUGAAAAAUCCCAACUGAUGUCACUUUUACCAAGAAUAUUGAUACAAUACUUGAAUGUACUUCAUGCCCAUUGUGUUCAUUUAAGCAUUGAACUGCUUUCAGUUUGCAUUCAUAGGCAAUAUGAAUGCCAACUG
Messenger RNA from Mizuhopecten yessoensis (Yesso scallop), 2213 nucleotides. Its product is annotated as piRNA biogenesis protein EXD1-like. The record is from RefSeq and is a predicted model, not a curated record. Gene Ontology annotation, biological process: nucleobase-containing compound metabolic process. The transcript is spliced from 11 exons. Lineage: Eukaryota; Metazoa; Mollusca; Bivalvia; Pectinida; Pectinidae. Gene Ontology annotation, molecular function: 3'-5' exonuclease activity; nucleic acid binding. The coding region runs from base 7 to 2097 and encodes 696 amino acids.